CGCGUUCAGUUGGCUGCACUAAUUUUAUCAAAAUAAACACGUAAACAAGAGAAAAUUUUCGGGAAAUUUCCUUCAAUUUGUUUUUGACAUACAAAGAUCUUCAAGAUCUUGUAUUCGAAACAAACUCCAAAUUUUAAUCGUUCGUAAAUUUUAGAAAACUCCCUUUUUGAAACUUGUUUUCGCGAGUAUGGCGUCGACAGACAAGGACGACGAGUUGGAAAAACGUGCCGUAGAAGAAAUCCUUCGAGAGGCCGCCAAGGGUGCGGUGAGAGCGUCAGAAGUCGGACCUUCAGGGUGGAAGAAAGGUCCCCUCUUGAAGACCAACAAACGCUUUCUGGUCAACACACUUGCUCAACACAAUAAUUCCAAUCGUCGUCAACAUUCAGACUACAAAAGGAGAAGAUCUCGGUCCCCGGAGAACAAGAAACGGAGGACGGAAAGUUUGGGGCCCAAAUCCAGAGACAGAAAAGAACCGAAUCACUCUAACCACAGACAAAGAAGUGAAAAAAGUUCCAAUAGUGGCAGUUCUAAAAGAGAACACAAAAAACGCAAAGAAAGAGAAUGACUUAGAUGAUGUAAUUUUCUCCAUUUUUUUAUAUCAUACAGGCACGAUUUAAAAUAAAAUCCGCAUUUUCAAACUA
Molecule: messenger RNA, 641 nt
Organism: Neocloeon triangulifer
Lineage: Eukaryota; Metazoa; Arthropoda; Insecta; Ephemeroptera; Baetidae
Product: protein POLR1D-like
Exons: 2
Coding region: 188-565 (125 amino acids)
Source: RefSeq, a predicted model, not a curated record